Messenger RNA from Stegostoma tigrinum, 2654 nucleotides. RefSeq names its product regulatory factor X, 5 (gene rfx5). Gene Ontology annotation, biological process: regulation of transcription by RNA polymerase II. Lineage: Eukaryota; Metazoa; Chordata; Chondrichthyes; Orectolobiformes; Stegostomatidae. The record is from RefSeq and is a predicted model, not a curated record. Gene Ontology annotation, molecular function: DNA-binding transcription factor activity, RNA polymerase II-specific; RNA polymerase II cis-regulatory region sequence-specific DNA binding.
GUGUUCGGAAGGGAGACACAGACACAGACACAGACACAGACACAGACACAGACACAGACACAGACACAGACACAGACACAGACACCGACACCCGGAGGCUGUAAGCCUCAGGCCUCGUUGACAGCCUGAUAGUAUAACCACAACCGCACAUGAUGGCUGGGAGGCGGCCUGACGGACGUCUGACGCGUCCAAUAGGUGACGGAGCAGCUGAACACGCUUCCUGCUUGAACCAAUGGAGAGGGGCGGGGGUUCGGACGAAACAGCAGGUUCGGUUGGCCGUCCCCGAUCAAGAAGAAUAAAACAAAACACGUUUUUAAUACGGUCAAGUUUUAUAUAUCUUGCUUCUCUAAGAUAAGGGAGCGAAUUCCGUGUUUUUUGCCUUGCGGAGAGGGCGGGUAUUUUUUUUUUGAAAACCGAAUACGUUAGGAGGCGCCGGUUGGAGCAAGAUGGCGGGCGUGACGGACGGACGGGCGGACCAAUGGGGUCCGCCCGCGGGCGCUUCCGGCGGAGGGGGGCGGCCAAUCGGUGCUGGUGUGAGGGGCGGGGCGCGUCGCUCGGGCCCAAGGCCGAGGCGUUUGAGAGACUAGAUGCAAUGGAGGAGGAGGUGCCUCUAUCGGAGAUUCCAAACCGAACAACUGUGACAGUGGCUGAUUCGGACAGUGUCAACACAGAGCCAAGUACCCUGCUGUACAAGAUCAAGGGCUCUAUCAGCAAGAUUGUUCAGUCGAAGGUGGACAACGUUCUGCAAGACGUGAAGGUGUUCUCGGACGUAGAGAAGCUGUACCUGUACCUGCAGCUGCCGGCAGGCCCCAGCCAUGGGGACAGGAGCUCCGGCAUCAUGGGCGGUGACCAGUUCUCCUCGAGCACGGCUGACCAGAUGCAUGCUUGCAACUGGAUCCGGAACCACCUGGAGGAGCAUCCGGAUACCUGCCUGCCAAAGCAGGAUGUGUACGACGCCUACAAGCGUUACUGUGACAAUCUGUCUUACCGACUCCUGAGUGCCGCAAAUUUUGGCAAGAUCAUGCGAGAUGUCUUCCCGAACUUCAAGGCUCGACGAUUGGGAGGGAGAGGUCAAUCCAAGUACUGCUACGGUGGGAUCAGGAGGAAGACCGUGGUUAACAUGCCGUCACUUCCCAGCCUGGAUCUGAAGCUCCCGGAGCUAGUCGAAACGAAGGAAGCAGACAAGUCGAAGCAGGAUGAAGUGCUGAUGUCGGCAGCCAUUAGCCUGAUCUGUGAGUGGGCCCAGCGGGUGUUGAUGAGGCAGUUCGACACGGUGGUGGACUUGGCUCGCUUCCUGGUCAAGGAGCACCUCAUCAGCCCCAGGACCAAGAACGCUGCCGUGGUGAUGAAGGAGCUGAUGAACGAGAACAUUCUGAAAUCGCCAAAGAAGGCAAAGUUGCAGCAGCAGCCCAGGAACACAGGUCAGAACAGUGAAGAGAAAUCACUCGUCUCUCAGGUGAGGGCCUGAUAUCACCUUCCCCAGACCAGACUCCCUCAAAAUACUUCACCCAGACCCAAAGGUGGUAAGGACGAGCGGCCGGGAGCACCGCGAGGUAAACAAGCCGCCACUGUGGACGUGGACAGUGUCAUUAACCGCUACCCCCCCAUCAAGCCCAAGACACAAGCCAAGAACCUGUUGGCCAUCCCGGCCGCCCCCUGCCUCUCUCCAGCCGCUUUACCCCUCCGUGGCCGCCCGGUCUCCCUGGCCCUGUCACCGGGCAGCCAGCCCUCUGGGGUGGUGCACAGCAGCGGGAACCCUCCCCUACUGAAGAACGUGGCUGUCCUCCUCCCCGGCGCGGUGCGCCCCCUCGCGCCUGAGGGGGCCUCCCCAGCCCCACGAGCCCCCUCCACCACCCCCAAGGCCGAGCGGGCCAAAGGCUGCCCCCACCCCUCCCCAAGGGGCUCCCCACCCCACAAGCGAGCGGCUGGUUCCCUGGGAGAGAGGCUGGCCUCCAAGAGGAAGAGGGGACGGCCCCGCAAGGUGGUAGCACCAUCGCCUCCUGGUAAGGCGCCAGGGGCUCCUCCCCCAGAGCCCGGGCAGCCUCCGCCUCCCCCUCCUUCCGUCACCCCCAUCCCCCCCACCGCCUCCACGUCGCUUUUGCCGCCCGCCGCUGCCGACAAGCCCCCGGCCAAGAUGAGCGCGCCGUCGGAGCAGGAGGCCCGCAAGACGUCGGUGAUCCGUCCCGUCUGGUGGACCGGCGCACCGGGGAGCAGGAGGACGAGAUCGCCAACGCACAAAGCCCCCGCCCAUCCCCAAUGACAGCGGCUUGCUUCCCCCUCAGCCCCUCCAUUGUCAGCUCAAUCCCUGGCCGAGAGAGAGAGGGGGAGAGGGCGGGGGGAAGAGGACGCUUGAUGUGUGCACAGCAGCUGCCAUCCUACGCCUGGGCCCAGUAACCGGUUCAACUUCGUGGGGGUUCCCCCCCCCCCCCAACCCCUGAGUUGAAUUUUGCCGUCCUGGUGUUCAGCGGACUAUUGGAAUGCCGAUCUGCUUAAGGACUUCUCUUACUGUCUUUUUUUUUGUUAUCUCCUCUUUUAUUUUUCAACCAGUUGAUAAUUUUGAUAAUUUACACAUCCUAACGUUACUGUAAAUAUUUUACCGGGGAGGGGGAAUAACCAUCUAAACGUUUGGCUUAAAAAAAAGGUGAUACAAGGAA